AUGUCUUACGCAUAUCUUUUUAAGUACAUUAUUAUAGGAGAUACAGGUUAGUAAGAUGUCAACAUAGGUCGGCGUUGCUUUUUUGGAACGUUAUUUCUCAGUAAAAGCCAAGAAAAUAGGAUCCAUUUUAUAGAUCAAAAUGGACGCCAUUGAUCGCAAUGUGGCCUUCAAGAUCAUUAAUUUUGUUCCCUGUUUUGACCCCUUUGUUUUUUUUUCACGUUGAUCUAGGCGUUGGAAAAUCAUGCCUUUUACUGCAGUUUACAGAUAAACGUUUCCAACCUGUACAUGACCUCACAAUAGGUAAGUUUGCUUUGAAAAGAAGUUCACUUCUAAUAUAGUUUGUGCCGGGCGUCAGUAGUGUAGAGGUUUAUUGAUUAAGGGGAAGGUAAACCUUUACUUUUCUUUGUGUUUGUAUUAAACUGCGUAGGAAUAAAUUUAUAUUUUUACUUCAUUAAGGUGUUGAAUUUGGAGCUAGAAUGAUCACGAUUGAUGGAAAGCAGAUCAAGCUGCAAAUCUGGGAUACGGUGAGCUGAAAUUCCUUCAAGUUGUAGAUUCUACUAAGUGACAUCCUUGAACGAAAGCUAAUCUUAAAUUUUUAAAAAAUACUAAAAUUAUCAACACGCAAAAAUGGAAUGUGAAUUUCAGUUAAGUUAAAUUCGCUAUAUCUGUGUUCAAUAAAAUGGCUAUUGAUUGUUGAAAGCCACACUAAAUGGAAAAUAAUCAAAAUUGAACAAAAUGGAGUGAACUGAUGUAAGAUACAGGUGCCCAGUCAAAACAGUUUCAGCUGUAUUUUGUUUGAAUAGUGGUCGUAAUUAUCAAACAUAUUUAAAUCUCCUCUUGUUAGUUUGCCUCUGAGAAAACAUGUCAAUAAAAUUAUUGAUGUAUAUCAGAAGUGAUUAAUAGAGAAUAUCCGAAAUCUUUAUGACAUCUUAUGCAAGCCAAUAUAUUGAUUAAAUAGAUUAAGUACUAUCUUUUAAAAAUUUUGAAAGUUUGCUUAUAGAAAGAUUUCUUUUUGGUAAAUGUUGGUUUUGUCACAAAUUUAAUAACUGUGGUUCUCGUUGAUUUAGAUACGCUGAAUUACUGUAAUUUAUAUCAAUUUUGCAGCUCAAUUAACCCUUGUGUCAAUUUAUAUUUCCUUUUAUUUUAUUUAAUUAUCACAAAAAUAGAAAGGAAGAAAACUGAAAAAUAGAUUUUAAUUGAACCUCUGUACCUACUGAAAUUAUUUUGUUUGUAUAGCUAACAUACGGAGACAAACAUUUCGCAUCUGGUAACUGGAAAUUAAUUUUAAUUUGAUUUUUAGCACUUUUUUGUUUUACGUAGUCGGGAUGUUCUAAAAGUCAGGGAUUCCUUUAUGUGAAAAAUCAAAUGGUCUUUUUCAGUGGUCAAAUUAUAGAUAACAGUGAUGCCCUUGAGCAAAUUAAUAAAAAGUAAAGGAUUGAUAAAUAUUUUAGUACUGGAUUUUAUUACCACCAUCUUAUGAAUUACUCCUGCUGCAAAGCAGUUUAUACUGCUGAAAAUAUAGAUUUUAUCAUUUUUCAUAACAUCAGUGGGUAUUUGUGUGACUACAACCCUGCAAGUUAAAGUUUUUACUCAGUCGCCAUUUGGCAACCAACUCUUUUGGGUUAGGGAGACUUUUUAACAAAUCAAGUCGCCAGCUCCAAAAUUUUAGGUGCCAUGGUGACCAAAAUGGUUGAAACUUAGAGGGUUGGACUAGCAUUAAUCCUAAAGUGCACUGUUGAACAUGGGUUAUAGUAUAAUAUAAUGAUAAUAGUGACCUCUCUUUAGCAAAAACUUCAGAGAAGGGCUGACCUUCCUGAGACACACAUCAGUAGUUGGUUGCUGACCCCAACCAAACUUAAGUCUUUCUGUGUUGUGGUUCUAUUUUGUUCCUUGAUUCAAAUCUUGUUAUUUUCCUUUCUCUUUUGUGUAUGACAGGGGAUCUAAAUAAGGGUAAUAAUUGUGGUAUGAUUAAAUUAAAAUAUCUGUGUCUUAUCUGACUGCAAGACAGUGACCAUUGCCAGGUAGAGAAUUGGAGCUUGCCUUAAGUUUAAGGCAUUCAACCUUGAUAGAGCAGUUCAGUAAAAUAAUACUAUUUCUUUGUUUUUAUUAUGAAUGAUUGUUGUAUUUUUAGGCUGGCCAGGAGUCUUUUCGUUCUAUCACGCGAUCUUACUACCGUGGUGCAGCAGGGGCUUUGUUAGUUUAUGACAUCACACGGUGAGUAGCAUACACUGUAACUACCAGUAGUCAUGUUAAAAAUUAUUAUUAAUCCGCUUACAAAUUCAAUGAACAUACUUAUCCUCACUUUACUAUCCAGUUUUUGGAUAAAAAAAUUCUCAGACACACUUUUGUUGAACCAAUAAUUAAUAUGUAGACACUAAAUUUUUAAUAAAACUGAAGGAUCUGAUUCUUCAGUAUUUUGUUCAUUUGUAUUUCAUGUAAAAAGCAAAUUUCACCAGAACAUUGUAUCGCUAUUCCUAAAACUUCUAGUGGCCCCCCUGAAUGUUUCCGUAAGUGCAAUGGAUAAUUCUAGUAAGGCUUAAGGCUGUUGGUUGAAACUUAUUAGACAAGGACAUUUCUUGCAUGAAUGAUGAUAGCCAGUUUUCAUGUCCCUGGUUUUAUUUUUAUGGGUGCUUCUCUUUCUCCUUGCAGAAGAGACACAUUCAACCAUCUGACAACUUGGCUUGAGGAUGCUAGGCAACAUUCUAGUUCAAAUAUGGUCAUCAUGUUGAUUGGAAACAAGAGGUGAGAACAAUAUUUAUUUACUGUACCCCUUCAUUUCUGUAAAAAAAGGUCUUACCUAGUAGCUUUCAAGUUUGUUAUGUACAUGUUAUAGGUCAAGAUGAAAUUCCAAUUAAAACCCUUGCUGGUUCUCAAUUUCUGUUCUCUCCUACCCUAAUAAUAUUAUUCAUGAUCAUGAAUAAAGGAAAGGAAACUGAAAAUCAAACAGUAGGUUGAAACCAUUUAAACUGAAUUUUAUUUGACCCACAACAUGUAUUUUUAUAUUAUGGUUAUUAUCUGAUUAAUUCCUUUUUUGUUUGGGCACACAGUGAUCUAGAGGCCCGCCGAGACGUUAGGAAAGAAGAGGUAAGGAUUCUCUAUAUAAACUGAACUAUCUAGCAGUGUGAUUGUGCCUAAAUUUACUAUUAUUUAGGCUCAUUAGCUGUUGUUUGACAGCAUUCAUGUGCUUUAGCAUGUCCAGGCUUUGGCCAUCACCUGCCAAAAAGAACUUAAAAAUUUAUCUUAUUCUUGUGGUAAGUUUUACUCAAAUAAUAUUAUUGUUCUUUAUUUGUACAGGGAGAAGCUUUUGCUAGGGAACAUGGCCUUAUUUUUAUGGAAACUUCUGCAAAGACUGCUGCGAAUGUCGAAGAGGUAAGAAUGUUUCAGUUCAUAACUUGACUAUUUGACAAGGUAGUUUAAUACUGCCUUUCAAUAACAAGUAAAUCCAAGAAUAAAAUUCAACAUUAUUACAGUCAAAGUUAAUACUCAGUACGUGUGGCAAGUAUUAUUUAGAAGGAACUUUCAGUAGUGGUUUUUUAAGUAAGUUAGAUUAUUGCUUUUGAUCAUUAUCUCAACUGUUGCUUUUGACAUGUAGGCUUUCAUCAACACAGCUAAGGAAAUUUACCAGAAAAUUCAGGAAGGUGUAUUUGAUAUCAACAAUGAGGUGCGUAUGGUUCUAUUUUUAUUUCUAUUUAUUUUUGAUGAAAGAGAAAAAAAAUUCUUAGAAAUCUCUUAAAACUAGUGCAUCAUUUCCAAACAAAACUAGUAUAUUAUAUAGAGUGUUUUUACAGGACAUUAUGGCAGCCAUAUUGGUGUUCCAAAACAAUGAAAUGGUGGCCAUGUUGGUGUACUAAGAUGAUCCUGUGAGCGUCGGAUUCUUUUCUUAUGCAAAUGCUUUUUUUUGUUCCAAUAAACUUACAUAGAUGUUGGUCACGUGAUUUAAAUCGCCCUAUAACUGAGCAUAAUUAUUAGAGACUGCAAGAAUGAAUGAUGUUUGUACAGUAAAAACUUAAGGCCACUGGAGUGAAUCAAUGAAUUAUCAAUAAUUCCAAAUGGCUUGUCAUUAAAGCAGGGGUGGAUUGUUUUUGUGGUAAAAUGCAUGUAUUUUAACGAUGGAACUACUAUGUUUUUCAUUGACCCCUCACCUCAGCCAACAAACAGUGUUUUCAGAACUGAACUUCUACUUUGCCCAGUUGGCUGGCAAGAGAUUGCCGGGUAGUGCUUAGUACAGUGUGCAUUCUGUUGCCAUUAGGGAGCUACGGAGGUGGCCACAGCUACAAAAAUGUCACUUAAAAAAUGAAUUUGUGCUGCUUCAAACCUAAAGGAGAAAGAAAGUUGUUGCCUUGUGUUCAUGUCCUCCACAAAAUGUAAAAUUAGGCAUUUUCACGUCCCGGUAGUAGUCAAGAAGUGAUGGCAAGAGAGAUGUACAAAAAAGCAUGAUAAACGUGCGGGGUUGUUACUUUGCCAAUCUUUUUCCCUAUUGUUUUUUUGUCGUUCUCGUUGACCUUGCCGUUCUCGUUGCUGAAGUUUCCUAAUACUCGUGAUGUGCAAAUGCUUAAAUGGAGACUACAGAGGGUGGGACAAAGUUUCUUGCCUAAGGAAUCACUCAUCUGGGUGUUAGUAAACACUGGGGAUAAAUGGACAUCAGUGUGCCUUCUAAAAUUGCAUUCAGGGUUUUUAACUUAAAGAACUAAGGGAAAUAAUUGUAACUCUGCUUUUGAUUUCCAUAUUUUAGGCUAAUGGAAUCAAGAUUGGUCCACAACACUCACCAUCGAACCCGUCAGUUCCCCUGGGAGGUAGCCGAUCACAAGACAGUGGAGGCUGCUGUUAGGCAGUUGGGUCUCCUUGUGAAAUAAUUUCCCAAUUUAUUUUCAUCUUGCAUCUUCAAGAAAAACCUUUCAAUCUCUUAAAGUUCUUUUGGAGGAGCUUUGUUAUUAUAAUCAAUGCAAACUGAGAUAAAAGUGUCUGAGGAAUUACUUUGGUAUGGUCAACUAGUAGAUUUUCAGAAGCCAGUUAAGAGUAGCUCCAGGAUUCAAGCCAGCAGAGCCGCUGUUAUUAUUAAGUGUCAUUAUGGAUUUAUUUUUUGCAUUGACAAAGCAACUUACAUGUUCUUCUAGUAAACUGCAACACCCACAUUGUUAAUUUUAUGGCUGCCUUUUGAAUAAUCAUUAUCAUUAAGUAUACCAAAAGUCAACAUCAAGCAUGAUCUAGUGCAUUUUGUUUUGUGCAUUGUUAUGUUUUUUUCUGUUUCAUUUGGUUGAAUUCAAAAACUGCACAAAAGCCCUGCACUGCACAUGAACUGGACUUGCAGCUUUAAAGCAAUUUUUCCUAAUAUUGCCAAAGUAUUUAUGGGUGUCUUUGUUUACUGAGAGAUCAGUAGCUUGAUCAAUGUGUCUUCAAAAUUCCUUCAAGUGAGGAAAUGUUGAGAGAGUGAAAGAUUUGUACUGAAAAAAAAAAACCUGCACUGAUCCUAGUUUUGCGAAGUCUGAGUAAGUGUGAAUCCGAGUUUUACUGUCAACAUCAGACAACUUAAGUAAGAGUCCAGUGAGUUCAUAACACCUUCAUAGGAUACUCUGUUAGUAUUAACAAGUCUUGUUGUCAUUUAUACGAAGACGUUUUUAAUAUAUACACUUCACUAACACUUAUGGUAUGUUUGAAGAGAUUCAGACUGUUCUUAAGAAGUAAAAAUUUAGUUGGAACAAGUUCAUCCCAUCAGCUUUUCCUAAUACAGACUGUGAAAUAUUAAUGCAUUGUAUUAUAUGACUAAGAAAUUGAUAAAGUAUUGCAGUCAAAGAGUACAAAGCCUGAAAAAUGUUAAAUGCUGAGGUGUUCCCAAGUCAGCCUGUGAAUAUAGUUCACCAUUAUCAGCAGUUUGCACACAGCUUUGAAUGCACUUAUGAGAGCUGUAUUUACAGGUGACAUUUAAGGGAACAAAAUGAUAUAUUUUAAUUAAGAAUUGCAAUAAUUCCUUCUUUUGUCAAAUUUAUUGUGAGGUAUUUUUGUUUGCCAGUUUCAAGUUUUCAUUAUCUUUAAAAAAUGUGUGGAAGUAUCUGUGGAAAAUAAUUUUUCUCUAAACGAAUGCAAUAAAGAAUGACUAUAGCCUCUCAGG
This is a messenger RNA of Porites lobata, 6106 nucleotides long. The record is from the annotation of a GenBank genome assembly. NCBI's taxonomy places the organism in Eukaryota, Metazoa, Cnidaria, Anthozoa, Scleractinia, Poritidae.